Metarhizium robertsii ARSEF 23 is the source of this 1008-nucleotide messenger RNA. Its product is annotated as phospholipase D. The record is from RefSeq and is a predicted model, not a curated record. Gene Ontology annotation, biological process: lipid metabolic process. Gene Ontology annotation, molecular function: phosphoric diester hydrolase activity. Bases 1 to 1008 code for a protein of 335 amino acids. Lineage: Eukaryota; Fungi; Ascomycota; Sordariomycetes; Hypocreales; Clavicipitaceae. The transcript has a single exon.
AUGGUCGUCAUAUCCAAGUUCACGGGCUGCUGGGCCCUCUGGGCUCUGGCUUCGCUCGGUCGGCUCACUCCUGUCGCCGGCUAUCUAUCGCAAGAUGCCGCCAGUGUUUCCGUGUCCAACACAACCAACCUCACACGCGGGGGUUACGUUCCCGACAUAGUCCCAAAGCCAUUCUACGCCAUUGCCAACAGAGUACUCACCAAGCAAGGUGCCUUCGAUGCUCUGCAAAUGGGGGCCAACGCCCUAUACAUCCCCGUCUGGGGAUGGAUACACACCGGAUGGUGGGCCGACUAUGAUGGCAGAGGCCGCUCCGCAGGGGAUAAAGUCGAGAAUCUAUUCAAAGAGAUUGUCAAGUUUCGCAUCGAGGGCAGAAACAUCUGCCUCGUCUGGCUGGACCUUCGGAGCCCGGACUGGUGCACGCCGCACUACCCUCGCUGCAUAUUCGACAGGCUGAUCGGUUUCUCUCGCAAUAUUCUUCAGAGCCAAGGCAUCUACGUUCUCUACGGGUUCCACCUCGAGAGCGUCAAUGGGAGUGCCUAUGCGUCCCUCCAGGACGACCUCAACGACAUGGAGGCCAUCUCUCUCGAGGGUGAGCUGGCAGAGGUAAAUGCUUCCUUUUGGAAAUACGGACCCUCGGCACCCGACAGUCGGGUCAUGUCGUACGGAUAUUUCAACUUGGCGACGCCGCGCUUCGGCCACUGCAACGAGGAGAGGUUCUAUGUUUGCUCGGAGCUCAAACGGGGCGCCAAGAGCAGGGACGAUGUUGGCAAAACAUACGCCUGGACCGUGUCGGGUGAUCAGUCCGUGUACGUCGACAGGCUGAUGGAUGCUGGUGUCGAUGGCCUUGUUUUCGGCUUCAGAACCAUCGACUUUGACGAGCACGACGCGCCGUUUUUCGCCUUUAGGAAUAUCAUUGACUGGAUCGACAGUCAUCCGUACCGGUAUUUGGCCAACAUUUACGAUAAGCCGUGGGAUCGACGUCUAAAUAAUGAGUCGGAUAAUAAGUAA